Messenger RNA from Parnassius mnemosyne (clouded apollo), 324 nucleotides. The record is from the annotation of a GenBank genome assembly. Lineage: Eukaryota; Metazoa; Arthropoda; Insecta; Lepidoptera; Papilionidae.
AUGUUCAUGUUUAUAUACGGCGUGACCUUCACAUGCGGAUCUGGGACGGUUCCCUGCGUGUUGUUCGCAGAGAUAUUCUCACCAGAGAUCAAAAGCGUUGCAAUAAUUAUUGAAUUUGAGUGGUUCAUGGUCUGCAGUUUCAUCGUGCUCUUCAUCUACAACCCGCUCGUCACGGCAGUGGGCUUGGGUCCAGUCUUCUACUUCUUCGCGGUCGCCUGCUUCUUUUCCGUCAUCUUCUGUUUCUUCUUCUUACCAGAAACGAAGGGCCUUACCGUGGAUGUUAUUCAGACGCUCUUCGAAAAGAGAAACAUUCGACGACGUUAA